CGCCGGCCACCGGCGGCGGCUGUCAGGAUGCUCCGGCCCUCGGGCCGCUCCGCUGCCAGCCAUUCGCUCGGUCCCUGGAGACCCGCGCUCGGCCCGGGAGCACGGGAGCCACAGCCGGAGCCGGAGGCGGGAGCAGCGAGCAGGAGCCCCGGGCUCGCGAACGCGCGAUGGUCGUGGCCCCAGGCGUCGCUGGGCCACCCGGUGUGAGUGCGGCUGCCCCACGCCGCGGCCUGGCCCCGAGGACGAUGCCCCGGCCGCCUGCCGGCUCCCGUCGGCACCAUGAGUGAUGAGCGGCGGCCGCCCGGCAGCGCCGUGGGCUGGCUGGCGUGCGGGGGCCUCUCCCUGCUGGCCAACGCCUGGGGCAUCCUCAGCGUGGGCGCCAAGCAGAAGAAGUGGAAGCCCCUCGAGUUCCUGCUGUGCACGCUCGCGGCCACCCACAUGCUCAACGUGGCCGUGCCCAUCGCCACGUACGCCGUGGUGCAGCUGCGGCGGCAGCGUGCCGACUACGAGUGGAGCGAGGGCCUCUGCAAGGUCUUCGUCUCCGCCUUCUACACCCUCACCCUGGCCACCUGCUUCUCCGUCACCUCCCUGUCCUACCACCGCAUGUGGAUGGUCCGCUGGCCCGUCAACUACCGGCUGAGCAAUGCCAAGAAGCAGGCGGUGCACACGGUCAUGGGCAUCUGGACGGUGUCCUUCCUGCUGUCGGCCCUGCCCGCCGUCGGCUGGCACGACACGAGCGAACGCUUCUACGCCCACGGCUGCCGCUUCAUCGUGGCCGAGAUCGGCCUGGGCUUCGGCGUGUGCUUCCUGCUGCUGGUGGGAGGCAGCGUGGCCACGGGCGUGGUCUGCACGGCCAUCGCGCUCUUCCAGACACUGGCCGGGCCGGGGGGGCGCCGGGCGGACCGCCGCGCCUUCACCGUGCCCACCAUCGUGGUGGAGGAUGCGCAGGGCAAGCGCCGCUCCUCCAUCGACGGCUCCGAGCCCGCCAAGACCUCGCUGCAGAUCACGGGCCUGGUGGCCGCCAUCGUCUUCAUCUAUGACUGCCUCAUGGGCUUCCCCGUGCUGGUGGUGAGCUUCAGCAGCCUGCGGGCAGACGCCUCGGCGCCCUGGAUGGCGCUGUGCGUGCUGUGGUGCUCGGUGGCCCAGGCCCUCCUGCUGCCCAUGUUCCUCUGGGCCUGCGACCGCUACCGGGCCGACCUCAAGGCCGUCUGGGAGAAGUGCGUGGCCCUCAUGGCCAACGACGAGGAUUCGGAUGAUGAUGCCAGCCUGGAGGGUGGCGGUGUGCCCCCGGACCUGGUGCUGGAGCGCUCCCUUGACUACAGCUACGGAGGCGACUUUGUGGCCCUGGACAGGAUGGCCAGCUACGAGCUGUCCCUGGAGGGGGGCCUGCCCCAGAUCUGCCCGCCGGGGCCCGUGCAGGAGGACAAGAUGCAGUACCUACAGGUCCCGCCCACGAGACGUUUCUCGCACGAAGACGCGGACCUGUGGGCCGCGGUCCCGCUGCCCGCCGUCCUGCCGCGCUGGGGCUCCGGCGAGGACCUAGCCGCCCUGGUGCUGCCCGCCGGGCCCGACCGGCGCCGCGACAGCCUGCUGCCCUUCGCGGGGGACGCGCCCCCUUUCCGUCCGCGCCGCCGCUCGGCGGAGAGCCUGCUGCCGCUGCGCCCCGCGGCCCGCAGCUCGCCCACCAGCAGCCCGCGCUGCCGCCCCGGGCCUGGCGCCCGCUCCGCCUCGGCCUCGCGGCUGCCGGACGCCUUCGCGCUCACCGCCUUCGAGCGCGAGCCGCAGGCCCUGGGUCGCGCGCCCGCCCCGCCGGCGCGCGUCCCCGACGCCGCGGACCCCGCCCAGCCCCGUGAGGACGCGGCGCCCCCUGGCGGUGCCGGCGCGCAGUGGAGCCCCGGGCCGCGCCCAGCCGCGCAGGCGCACGCGCGGCCCCUGCGGGCGGCCCUGAGCGCGUCCUGGGGCGAGCCCGCCGACCUGCGAGUGGCCGGCGGCGGCGGCAGCACCAGCAGCUUCCUGAGCUCGCCGUCCGAGUCCUCGGGCUACGUGACGCUGCACUCGGACUCGCUGGGUUCCGCGAGCUAGGGGCCGCCCGCGGGUCAAAGCACCAAAGAUGCCACCUGCCCAGCGGGGCUCGGCGCAGGGGGGCACUGAGCCCGCCAUGGACGUCCGGACAUGUGCCCGCCCUCCCGGGGCGGCAGCGCGGGGCGCAACGUGUUCGCCCGAGAUGCAGGCACUGCCUGGAGGGGUGGCGGCUGCCCUGGACAACUGCCUCGGGCACUUCAUCUCUGGGUGAUGCAGAGUGAGGCUGAACUUGGGUAACGGCGGGCUGUGCACGUGCGCAGCUUGGAACAGCUGGGCUGGGGGCUGGGGAUCCCCGGGACAGGGCCGCCACCAGAUGGAACAGAGCCCGGCUCUGCGCGGGGAAGCCACUGGACUGCGCCCGGCUUUGCCCUCAGCAUUAGAACUGUCUCCCCUCAGGGACGGGGUGCAGCGGGUCUCUAAGCACAGGGGCCUUCAGAGCCCAAACGAGCUCUCAGAGCAGGUCUCCCUGCAGACCAGUUCGGCCUCUGGUCCCCCAUCUGUGACGAGCAGGUGGCCGUGUUAACUCUCAGGACUGAAGACGUCUGCUCGUCCGAGUGCCCUGGCCGCUGAGUGGACACCAUACCUACUUUGACCACUAGUACCGCCCUCUUUCAUUACUUCUCAUUGCCUGUCCCCACCACGUUGGCCACCUCUGGGACUCCAGCCACGAGGGUCGGGGGUGUGUGGUGGGAACGACUGAAGCAAAGCAAGAGUGGGCUUCCUUUUUCCGGUGCCCAUGCCCAGCUUCAGCCCGACCCUACAGGUCCGGCCGGAAGGGAUCCUGGCCUACAACCUCCCAGGCUCUGAGCUGAAGGUCUGGUUUCUGGCCAGUGUGCUCCCCCACCCUGUGGGUGGGGCUCCUCUUUCCUGUCCCUCUGGGCAGUCCCCCAAGCCGAGCUCCCCAUGGAGGAGCUUACUGUCCCCCAGCAGCUCCGGGCUUUGCCAUGGGCCCUGGAGAGGAGCCUGCCGGGUCUUCGGUGGGGGAAGCCCCUAGAUAUGGGCUAGGGAGAGGCCCCCGAACAGCUGAGUUGGAGGGGCGGGGCCAGUGCAGAGGCUGUCCUGUCCAGGCCCCCCGCCUCCAUGCAGUGGCCCCCAAACGGGAGGCUCUGGAGCAGACCCAGGGGCCUGUUCACUGCCCCCCUCCGCUCUGCCUCUGUUCUGCCGGGGUCCAAGCCCUUCUCCUCGCCCCUCGGACUGGGUCCCCGCUGCAGAAGAGGCCCCUGGGAGGGGAGAGGACGUGCUGCCUGGCUCCAUCGCUGCUGUGGAGGCUCCUGCAGCGCCAGGCCGGCCCCGGGGUAACCCCGGGGGACGAGCUGGCCUCAGGGGAGCAAGGCACAGGACUGCAGUCCAGCCCGGCCAGCGCUCCUGUGCCUUUCAGGACCGGUAUGCCAUGAGGUCACCAGCUGGCCACGGUCCCCCCUCAGGCUGGCCCACUGGGGUUUCACUCUAUUUCCUAUCCAAGGGCAAUACAUGCAAGGGGACAUGGUACUCGGAAGUCCCUCUAAUUGUGGUUUUUACCAAAUAAAGAGCAGGGAGAACCCCGAGCAGAUGACCCUGGGGCUCGGGGCCCCCUCACGUUGCGCAGCUUCCAGGCCCGUUUGCUGCAUUGGUGAGCGGCAGCUGGACCCUGGGCUG
Phyllostomus hastatus (greater spear-nosed bat) is the source of this 3717-nucleotide messenger RNA. It is a transcript of the gene GPR153, whose product is annotated as G protein-coupled receptor 153. The coding region runs from base 280 to 2082 and encodes 600 amino acids. Lineage: Eukaryota; Metazoa; Chordata; Mammalia; Chiroptera; Phyllostomidae. The record is from RefSeq and is a predicted model, not a curated record. Gene Ontology annotation, molecular function: G protein-coupled receptor activity. Gene Ontology annotation, biological process: G protein-coupled receptor signaling pathway. The transcript has 6 exons. Gene Ontology annotation, cellular component: membrane.